This is a messenger RNA of Salpingoeca rosetta, 2319 nucleotides long. RefSeq lists its product as uncharacterized. The transcript has a single exon. The record is from RefSeq and is a predicted model, not a curated record. Bases 1 to 2319 code for a protein of 772 amino acids. Lineage: Eukaryota; Choanoflagellata; Craspedida; Salpingoecidae.
AUGUCACUGUUGUGUCCGUGCGCCAAGUCAGGUGCAGAUGACUAUGAGGAGAGCGUGGGUGGCCGUGGAGAUGUUGGAGGGCCGUACGCUGCGUCCACCAACACUGGCACCGCUGACACCGCCGUGAACAAGGCUCGAGAAAGGGAGGCGAUUGUCGUUCAGCAACCGAGAAGGCAGAGCGCCAGCGAGGACAAGGACAAAGACGACACGGAAAGGGAAGAAGGUGCCAGCCCUGAGAACCGUGGGAGUGCAACGGCACCCUCCCCCUCACCACCAUCGGCCGUUGGAGACGACACUCAAAAGAACACUGAAGCCGACACUACAAAGGACCCUCCCGCGAAGGACACUGCAGAGGCAGAUGACACCACAAAGGACACCGUCACCAGCGCCGGCAUCGACGAGGAGACUGCCAAGGCACUGCGGUCCAUGGUGUCCACGUUUGCAUCGCCAAGUGCCGUAGGCAUGGACCCUCCGCCUACGCCUCCCGCUUCCCUGCGUCAAACGCUCACUCUCCUCAAGGACAGGACGGCCACCUUUGACAAGGCAAGCGAGGCAUGCUCUAAGUUCAUCUUCCAGCAAUUCCUCUGGAAUGAUGACGACGUGGAGACUGAGUACGGCGCAACCUACGUCGACGAUGACCUACUUGGUGGCGAGCACGUUGUCGUUGUUGACGAGGAGGGCAACGUCGCCUUGCGCUGCUUCCACGUUGAGCCACGAGACAAGGACGUGCUUGUCGUCAGUUAUCAGUGGAGCGCCAUCGCUGGCACGGAGUUUGAAUGGCCGGGCGGCGAGGCCAAGUGCACCACAUGCCGCUUCGCUGGCGGCAACCGCAAGCGGGGAGGUCUCAACCCAGCCAUCCUGGGCCCGGGCACGUAUUGGGUGGACCACUUGUGCUGUGAGCCCAUGCCGAAGGGGCUCUGGUCCAUCUACAAGAGCUUCUACCUCUACAACACCAACGAGCGCCUUAUCGUUGCCACAGCAUCUGCGCUUGCACACAACAGCAUCCACCUGUGCAACCUCAUUGCCGCGUUGGACCAGGAACAGCUCCAGAGUGCACCUGGCACGGACACUGUCCGCAGCAUCACGGAGAAGCUCCGGACGGCUGCGGAGCACGAGAGCCGUGGCUGGCUUGUGUGGGAGGAGGCCGCUGCUUCUGCCAGCCACGUCCUCAUUAUCAACGACGCUCAUGCGGGCGAUCCGGGUGACAAGAGUGACGGCGGCCACCUGGCGGUGCUGUACACUGACAGGGCCCACGCGAGCGACAAGGUGGUUGUGCGGCCCAUGAACAUGCUCGAUGCUGUUCGCCCUCUGAUUGGAACGAGCGCGGAGGCCAAGCUCGCAAAGGUGUUGGCCGCGUCCCUGCUGCUGGCAAGUACAGCUCCCGCGUCUUCUUCUUCGUCUGCGUCUUCGGGCGACAAGGGCAUCAGUGCUGCUCCUUCGGCCGAGAAACGAAACGGCAUUCCGCGGCCAGUGCUGCUCGCCUUGACCAACAUCGUGCAGGGCAUCGUUCGUGCAGGGCGCAUGUUCGAUGUGUACGACAUCUGCAGGGCCAGCUCCAUCUUUGGGCUGCAGCAAGACGUCAUUGUUGCCCUCCUGGACAACACGCCCACACACGACUACCUGGAUGGCAACCAGCGCACGGCCUUUCCCAUCAGCGAGCACAGCUGGAUGCCCCCGCUCACGAUUGUCGCCGGAACUGGAGACGAGGGCAACGGCGUGGAGGCGGACGUGCCUUGCGUAGCAAUCGAAUUCCCUGGUGUCCCGCCCAUCCACUGGCCGCUGCUGAAGCUGUUGCACGUGAUGGACGGUGGCCAGAGCCUCUACACGGCUGCGUCCAUUCGCGGGCUCCUCUGCGCCCACAAGACGGACGUGCCAGCCCUCGGCUGCAAACCAUUCGUCGAAGCCGUUGGCGUUGCACCAGAUGGCAUGCUGCUCCACCUUGUCUUCUUCGUCGACGUCACAGGCGGCGCGCACAUGCUGCUGCCCGUCAAGUUGGUGUGGGAGCUGGAGGCACUGGACACUGACGGGUAUGGGACGUGCCUCACUGUGUGCACAGAGCAGUGGGAGCCGGUGCGUCACGCGAUAUUCCCGCCAAUGCCUAAUAUGGCCGGACUGUGCGGGGUGCUAGCUGGACAGGCGGUGCCUACAGACCGCGAGGCGUACGUGCUCGACUACGUUGACAGGUCGUGGCGCAGGGACGAGAAGGAACGAAACCCUUCCAGUCCCAUGGUCCGAGAGCAGUGGCCAAUUGCGCACAAGUGGUGUCUUGACCGCAACAUGCCCGACGAAUUCCAUACACAAACGCCCAUGGUGGCGUAA